Molecule: messenger RNA, 1218 nt
Organism: Vicia faba (fava bean)
Lineage: Eukaryota; Viridiplantae; Streptophyta; Magnoliopsida; Fabales; Fabaceae
Source: the annotation of a GenBank genome assembly
AUGGAAGAUGAAUUGGAAUGUUCAAUUCCAGUUGCAAGAGGUGGACCAAUUUACGUUCCUAACAUGGUUGCCUCCGUCACCAGGGUUCCUCUUUUUCAGGAUUCACUUCAAUCUCAACUUCGGAGUCUUGAAGCUGAGUUACCUCAACAUUCUUCUUCUUCUCACGAUGAUGAUUUCUCGGUUGAUGACCUUAAAGUCUAUACAGAUGAUGAUUUGAUGGAUAGGGCUUUGAAACAAGUAUUUCAGGAUAAUGACAACAAUGAAAAUUGUCCACCACUGUUCAAUCAACCUAAUGCAGAGUGUCAGAAAAAGCGCUUCAAGAGAAAGAGUAGUGGAACAAAUAAUCCUAUUCUUGAUAGUAAGCGUAUAGAAAAGUUGGAGGAGGUUGUAAAAAUCAAACAGAAGCAGGAAGCAGACAAGGCGGAAGUCAGACUUCAUUCAUUUGAUCCCGUUUGCAGGAUUGAUGAACUUACCAACAAAUCAGUAGGAACUGAAAGGAUGAUGUCUCUCAGGUCCACAAGUUCUGCCCGAAAGGUGAACACAGCGGGCCUUCAAGACCACAUACCUGUGCAGAAUCCAGAAGUUGUUCUCGCUGUAGAGAUUUACCAUAAUGUUCGAAAAAGUGUUAAGAUCCAAGAGUUGUUAGUUCUUGGUGGACAGACCUUAACAGUAUUGAGGGACAAGAUCUGCUGCUCAACGGACCAAAUUAUGCAAAAAGCUGGACAACAUGAUCCUUCUGGUUAUUUUCUCAUUGAGGAUGUAUUUUACACUGAUUUGAGGGAUCCAUCUGCUAUUGAUUUGACCAGACCCAUAAUGGAUUGGCUCCGAAAUUCCAAGGAGGAUGCACAAAAGAAAUGGGAAUGUAUUAUAAAUGGGAAAUUGCAGCAAAAACAAAAAGCAGUCAUCGGGGAAGCAUCUGCAUCACACGUGCCUCGUUUUGCAUCUGUUCAGAUGCACAUGACACGAUUUUGUGACUUAAGCUUUCGACUUGGUGCUGGAUACCUUUAUUGUCAUCAGGGUGACUGUACCCAUGCCUUAGUAAUACGAGAUAUGAGAGUUUGCAAAAUAUUCAGAGCUACUAAGGUUACAGUGGAUGACAAAUGGGCACCCGAAAACCCUUGUCAUUUUUGUGAUGAAUGUUUUUCCCUACUUCAUCUAGCAGAGGAUGGCUCGCCAUUGUAUACUAACUUCGAAGAAUAUGAUUAUAAUCAUGAUUAG